Messenger RNA from Aureococcus anophagefferens, 1101 nucleotides. RefSeq lists its product as hypothetical. The coding region runs from base 1 to 1101 and encodes 366 amino acids. Gene Ontology annotation, molecular function: oxidoreductase activity. The transcript has a single exon. The record is from RefSeq and is a predicted model, not a curated record. Lineage: Eukaryota; Pelagophyceae; Pelagomonadales; Pelagomonadaceae.
AUGGUCGGGCAGCCUCCGGCUGCGGGCGCCGAGCUCUCGGAUGGCGUCGCGUCCGUGCCGGGGCCGGCCGCCCUCCAGGGUGCCGUGGAGGUGCGCAUCGACGGCCCGCGGGUCGUCGACUGCCGCGCGUUCCCGCUCGUCCUCGGGCCGGCGCGCGCGGCGGCCGCGUCCCCGGCCGACCGGACCGCCUUCGUCUCCCAGGAGCGCGAGGCCCUCGUCGCGUGCCUGCGGCGCCACGGCGCCGUCGUCCUGCGCGGCUGGGGCCCGACGUCGACGUCGCGCGACUUCGCGGACGUCGUCGCCGGUUUGUGCCCGGACGCGCACGGCGGCAUGGCCUGCAGCGCGGGCGUGCGGCUGACGGUCGUCGACGGCGGCGCGACGCACGCCGUCGUGACCGCCAACGAGGCGCCGCCGGAGGACACGAUCCCGUUCCACCACGAGAUGGCCCAGUGCUCGACGCCGCCGAAGUACAUCUGCUUUUUCUGCGAGCGCGAGCCGGCGACGGGCGGCGCGACGCCGCUCGUGAUAAGCCGCCACGUGACCGCGUACCUCCGGGCGACCUUCCCGGACCUCUACGCGCGGCUCAAGGCCCGGGGCGUCCGCUACACGCGCGUGAUGCCGCGCGAGAGCGACGGCACGAGCGCGCUGGGCAAGGGCUGGACCGUCGCCUACGGCGUCGAGACGCGCGCGGCCCUCGAGGCCCGGCUCGACGCCGAGGGCUUCGCCUACCGCUGGCUCGCCGGCGACUUCGUCGAGACGGUGUCGCCGGCGCUCGCGCCGUUCCGCCGCGACGCGACCGGCGCCGAGAACUUCUUCCUCGCGGCGGAGACGACGUUCAAGGAGGCGAGCGGCGAGGAGGCCGGGGGGACGCUGCGGCCGACCAAGGGCAUCCGCUACGGCGACGGCGCGCAGCUCUCGGCGGACGACCUCGCCGCGCUCCGGGACGUCGGCGCGUUCAUCGACGCGCGCAAGGUCGCCUUCGCGUGGCGCCACGGCGACUGCCUCCUCAUCGAGAACGCGACGGCCAUGCACGCCCGGGCGACCUUCACGGGACCGCGGCGCAUCCUCGCCUGCAUGGCCGGGAACCUCGACGACGCGUGA